This is a messenger RNA of Alternaria rosae, 2600 nucleotides long. RefSeq names its product type I 3-dehydroquinase-domain-containing protein. NCBI's taxonomy places the organism in Eukaryota, Fungi, Ascomycota, Dothideomycetes, Pleosporales, Pleosporaceae. The record is from RefSeq and is a predicted model, not a curated record. The transcript has a single exon. The coding region runs from base 466 to 2505 and encodes 679 amino acids. Gene Ontology annotation, molecular function: 3-dehydroquinate dehydratase activity.
CACCACGGUGCCCGCUCUGGUCCGUUCACUAUCCUACUGCCCCGAGCAAGCAACGCCUAGUGCCCUUCCUAACGGCAUAUUCACCGUCCAGCCAUAGGACGGCUUUGGAGCCAACAGACGCGCGGGUUUUACGGAAGCUUGGUGCUUCCAUCUGCUCUUGACAUGGUACUAUCUCACUAUCUUCAAACCUCACACACAUCGCGAUUAAAUCCAGACCUGGUCCUGCAUCCCACCACCCCACGGAUGAAUCUACAGCGCUCAGUCUGAGACGUCUGUAUUUCUCCAGACACAGCCCCUACCACCGCCUCAUACUUUUCGACGUUUCGGAAAUGGUAGCGACGGUUGUCGGAGUCCGCCAGUUGUAUACCGCCCGUCGCAUUCUCGCCGAGAUCCAGCAUCGCAUCAACGGCUUCAACACGUACGGUUAACAGUACUAAGCAAAACAGCGCACAACUCUACUCAUCCAUGGCCACCAUGGUGCAGACCGGGAGCGUGACCACCUCCCGUCUCAAAGAAGGCGCGGUCAUAGACGUGCAGGAGAUUCCGAACGGAGCCCGACCGGCGCUGCUAAUCCUGCACAAUGAAGGCGAGGAGGACAUUGUAGGCAUCUUUGCGGAUGUCCUGGGCCAGAAAUGGGAGUCGGCGACAUCGAUGGACGAAGCGCUGGCAGGGCCACGGGAGACGGUUUACGGUCUAAGCAGCGGGCUGGCCAAACCGCAACUGGACGCUUGGGAUCGCUCUAGGCUGUUGAUCAACACACAUCGAGUGGACGGCGGUCAUGAACUGGACGAGAGCAUCACCGACCGAUGCGACUACGAAUACCUCUACACGCGCGCGCCCUUUUUCCGUCGCGACGUGUCGCGAUACCUCUCCUUUGUCCUGGGCCAGAUUGGGCCCCACCGCGACCUCACCAAGAAGGCGCGCACGACGCUGAUAUCGACGACGUUUCCCGACGUGCACGCUGCACUGCCCAAUCUUGACAUUCUGUCGGUCGGCGCAGAUGCCAUCGAGAUCCGGGUCGACCUGCUGGAGGAGCCUCUGCCAGAUGGGACGGUCAGCAAGAUACCCAGCUUGAAGUAUGUCGGCGAGCAAGUCAUGGUGCUGCGUCAACGCACGGAGCUGCCAAUCAUCUUCACUACGAGGUGCACCAAGGAAAAUGGCCGGUUCCCCAUGGACGACCCCUCUCUGUUCUACCGAUACCUUGCGCGCGCGAUACAAUGGGGUUGCGAAUACAUUGAUGUGGAAUUGUGGCUGCCAGAGGAGAUUAGGAGGAAGCUGGCCGAGAACAAGGCGUGCACCAAGAUCAUCUCGGCGUUCCACGACUUUUCGGGCAACUUCAAGUGGACCUCGCCUGAAACACAGCGUCUGUUCGAGAUGGGAGCGGUGUACGGGGACAUUGUCAAAAUGUACGCACUCGUCAAUUCGAUGCAGGAGAACUACGAGCUGGAAUACUUCCGGUCGACUAUCCAAGCCAAGUAUCCCCAUCCUCCCUUCUCUGGUCUCAAUAUGGGGCCCAUGGGCCAGCUAUCAAGGACCUUGAACAAAAUAUUCACUCCGAUUACUCAUCCAUUGUUACCCAUGAUUGCAGCGCCUGGCCAACUAAGCGCAGCCGAAAUUAACGCAGCGCUCCACACAAUGGGCCAGAUGCCUAAGCAGGACAUCUACGGCAUCGGAAGUUUUCGGUCGACGUCACAAGCCAUGUUUUUUGAGAAGUGUUUCAACGAGCUUAGUCUGCCGCAUUCAUUCGGCUUUGCAGAAAGAGCUCCGAAGGCUUCGAUCGAGCAUAUUCUCCGACGCAACAACUUUGGUGGUGCAUACAUCAACCCGCCGUUGGCAGCCUCGGCACCGUACCUGCCUUCCCUUUCGAAUGCUGCUCGGGCCAUCGGACAAGUUGAUACAGUGCUAGUGCCUCCCGGGACCGGCAACGCCUCCUUCAUAGGAGACAACACGCGGUGGAAGGGUAUACGUGCAACACUGACUCGCGACUUUGUACCGUCGGCGUACAGUGGACAGGCGGCAUUGCUGCUCGCCAGUAACGAGGCUGAUGCAUCGGCGUCCAUCUUCGCACUGAAAAAUCUCGGGAUCGGGCCUAUAUAUACCAUAGGGUUCAAGUCCCACGGGCCCUUAUCUACUGACGUGUCACCGGUACGAUCGGUAGAGGACGUGAAGCGCCUGCAGCAGCCAUUCGUUAUCAUCUCGGCUCUGCCUGCUGAGAAGUCGCUACUGGUGGUGCCCCUGCUGAAGCACUACAGGGUUGGCGGAAGGAAUGGAAGCCCCAACGGACAUGGGUGCACAGGAACGAAGGCUGCGGGCAAGGUGUUCGUCGACUUGGCCAGUGGACCUCGAAAGGCGGACCCGUUGGCAAUCGCUACGUCGGCGGGAUGGACAGCGUAUGGCAUUGCGGACGUCUCAGCGUGGACGACGGUGGAAACGAUCCGGAAGCUCGUGGGGCAGAACGUGUGUUAUGACUUUGUGCGUCUGGCGUCCGGAAGGGGACAUUUUUAGAUUCAGCAAUUAGCAAUGUACACGCUUGAUGAAGAGUCCUGUGUCGAGACAAUCACAUGCGGCGUGACAGGAGCGAGGCAGCCUUGGGACCCAGG